This is a messenger RNA of Prunus armeniaca (apricot), 1434 nucleotides long. The record is from the annotation of a GenBank genome assembly. Lineage: Eukaryota; Viridiplantae; Streptophyta; Magnoliopsida; Rosales; Rosaceae.
AUGAGUUGGAAUCGCAACUAUGAUAACAUGUCCAAUUUUGGGCAAAAUGGUCAAUCCACCUACCCUCAAACCAGGCCUGGUUUUAAUCAGCAUAUUGAGCAGACUCCAUUCAUCACACGUGGCUCAUUAUCAGAUGGGAAACCACCUCUUUUGCCGACACCCAUUGCUGGAUUUGAAGUUAUGUGUCAACUGUGUAAUAAACAGGGACAUGUUGCUCGUGUUUGUCCUGAACGUGGGAAUUAUGUGUAUACAGCAGAAGCUACAAAUGCCAACCCCAACGAGAAUACAAGUUGGUGUUUAGAUUCCGGGGCUACCCACCACAUGCCAGCAAACCUAUUUGCUCUUCCAUAUGCUCAACCGUAUACAGGUACAGAUACGAUAAUUAUUGGUAAUGGCAACCAUUUGGCUAUCACACAUAUUGGGAACACUAAUCUAUCCACUACACAUAAGGCUUUAGAACUUAAUGAAGUCUUAUGUGUUCAUGCUAUAAGAAAGAACUUGAUUAGCAUUCGUCGAUUUUGUCGAGAUAAUGAUUGUUUCUUUGAAAUGAAUGCUAAUGGUUUUCGUGUAAAGGACAACAAGACAGGGAAGGUACUCCUUACUGGCAGUAGUUAUGGCGGAUUAUAUCAUAUCAAUGCAGUGCCAAAUGUUACCAACAAGAUCGUGUUUUAUGCGGAAAGGACGACACAAGAUGUGUGGCAUGCUCGGCUUGGACACCCUUCUCACUCAGUUUUUCGAACUCUUUUGAAUAAACACCAUUUACCCAUUAAUGGUAUUGUUGCUUCUACUAAGGUAAGGUCUACAUAUCUGAUGCCUUAUGUAUCGUCCUCCACAGAAUCUGAUGUCUUCCGCCCAUUUCUGGCACUACCUGGGCCAAGCCAACUAUCAGCACCACUUAAGCCCAACAUGGUGCCACCCAUUGCCGAGCCAAUUUCUGAAGCUGAAAGCCCAGCAACGGAGCCCAAUCUUGUGCCUCAUUUAGAAGAUGAGCCCAGCUUCACGCCUCACCCAUAUGGGCCCAAUUCUACAUCCAUUACACCCAAUUCUUGCCCACAUGGGGCUACUCACAAUCAUCCCAUUAGAGCCUUUCCACCCGUGCAGCCCAGCCCGAGGCUAGGGGGAAAAAAAAAUUCUGUUCCAGCGGAGCAGCCCAGGCCCGGGGAGGGUGUGGAACCCACCACCCCGGGCUGGCCCGAAGGCAACUUCUGCCUGAGGUCCAAAACGAGGGGGGUUACUGUAGCGUUACAAUAUCUGCUACAAGCAGCUCCAGCGCUGCUUCAAAAUCGGGUAGGAGGCCCCCCGAACAAGCCCAAAAGAGCUCCACCGCGCGACAACAGGCCCGGGCAAGCCCAAGGGCAGGUUUCUCCUGGGCUUCAGCCCGAGGGCGGUGACGUCAGCGCGUGGAAGUCAAAUUUUUUUACCAUUGGCGCAUGA